Molecule: messenger RNA, 1572 nt
Organism: Saccharomycopsis crataegensis
Lineage: Eukaryota; Fungi; Ascomycota; Saccharomycetes; Ascoideales; Saccharomycopsidaceae
Product: acetyl-CoA hydrolase
Exons: 1
Coding region: 1-1572 (523 amino acids)
Biological process (GO): acetate metabolic process
Cellular component (GO): mitochondrion
Molecular function (GO): acetyl-CoA hydrolase activity; acetate CoA-transferase activity
Source: RefSeq, a predicted model, not a curated record
AUGUCUGCCAUCCUCAAACAAAGAGUUAGGUACGCCCCAUACUUGGAAAAGCUCAGAACCCCUGAACAGUGUGUUGAGUUCUUCAAGCACGGCCAAUACAUUGGUUGGUCUGGUUUCACUGGGGUUGGGUCUCCUAAAGCAGUGCCAAUUGCCCUUGCUGAACACGUUGAAAAAAAUAACUUACAAGGGAAACUCGCCUUCAAUUUGUUCAUUGGGGCCAGUGCUGGUGCAGAAGAAAGCAAAUGGGCCGAUCUUAACAUGUUGUUGAGAAGAGCCCCUCAUCAAGUCGGUAGACCAAUCGCCAACGCCAUCAACGAUGGGAGAACCCAAUUCUUUGACAAGCAUUUGUCGAUGUUUCCUCAAGAUUUGACUUACGGAUACUACACCAAAAACAAGGAAAAUGAUUUGUUAGAUUACACCAUCAUUGAAGCCACUGCCAUCAAGGAAGAUGGUUCGAUUGUUCCUGGUCCUGCUGUUGGGGGUUCUCCAGAAUUCAUCAGUGUUUCUGACAAGGUCAUUAUCGAAGUCAACACCGUCACCCCAUCAUUCGAAGGGCUUCACGACAUUGACAUGCCAAUUAACCCUCCUUUCAGACCAGCUUACCCAUACUGCCGUGUCGAUGACAAGUGUGGCCGUGAUUCCAUCCCGGUUGAUCCAAACCGUGUUGUGGCGAUCGUUGAAAGUACCCACAAGGACAGAGUUCCUCCAAAUACCCCAUCCGACGAAAUGUCGCGUGGGAUCGCUGGUCAUUUGAUCGAAUUCUUCGAACAAGAAGUCAAGCACGGGAGAAUGCCUGCUAAUUUGCAUCCUUUACAAUCAGGUAUCGGUAAUAUCGCCAACGCCGUGAUUGAAGGGCUUGCCGAAUCUUCAUUCAAGAACCUCAAUGUGUGGACGGAAGUGUUACAAGAUUCUUUCCUCGAUUUCUUCGAAAAGGGGACUUUGGACUACGCCACCUCGACCUCGAUCAGAUUGACCGAAAAGGGGUUCGAAAGAUUCUUUGGUAAUUUCGACUUAUACAAAAAUAAACUUUGCUUGAGAUCCCAAGUGGUGUCAAACUCUCCAGAAAUCAUCCGUCGUUUGGGGGUUAUUGCCAUGAACACCCCUGUCGAAGUCGAUAUCUACGCCCACGCUAACUCCACCAACGUGUCCGGUUCAAGAAUGUUGCACGGUAUUGGUGGUUCUGGUGAUUUCCUCAGAAACGCUAAAUUGUCAGUGAUGCACACCCCAUCCGCUAGACCAUCCAAGACCGACAAGACCGGUGUAUCAUGUAUCGUGCCAUUCGCCUCCCAUAUCGACCAAACAGAACAUGAUUUGGACAUCGUGGUCACCGAACAAGGGUUGGCCGACCUUCGUGGUAUGUCUCCAAAAGAAAGAGCCCUCGAAUUGAUCAACAAGUGUGCCCAUCCAGACUACAAGGACCAAUUGAAAGAAUACUUUGACAGAGCUGUUCACUACACCACCAAAAAGAAGGCCUUGCAUGAACCACACAUCUUGGCCGACGCUUUCAAGAUGCACUUGAAUUUGGAACACAAUGGCACCAUGAAGUUGGAAAACUGGGACGUGAAGUUCUGA